Molecule: messenger RNA, 1228 nt
Organism: Drosophila subpulchrella
Lineage: Eukaryota; Metazoa; Arthropoda; Insecta; Diptera; Drosophilidae
Product: protein Exd1 homolog
Exons: 2
Coding region: 65-928 (287 amino acids)
Molecular function (GO): nucleic acid binding
Source: RefSeq, a predicted model, not a curated record
CACCACUGGUCACACUGUUUUUGUCCUUUUUUCGAAGCUUUGCAUUUCAGAACAGCAGGCCAACAUGAGCGACAGUGAUGACAGCUUCAGCUCGGCUUUGGAAGCCCCUCUAGUGGAUAUUCGUUAUCCACUCGGAAACGGAGAGGUGGACAGUCUGCGAAAGAAAUUGGAUCGCAUUGUUUUGAUCCAGCAGACGGAUACGAAAUACCACAAAGCCUUGGAGGACAUGAGGGAUCAGACCAGCAUAUCCCUGCUGGUGGAGCCCAGUUUUUACGGGCGCCAUCAGGCCACAUCCGUUCUGGCGGUGGCCACGGCCAAUGACACGUACAUUUUCGACAUCAAGGCACUGGGCUGCAUAUUCCCGGAGCUGGCCAGGAUCCUGGAGGCGGAGCAGCCGCGCAAGGUGGUGCACUACAGCCACCGCAUCGCCGAUCAUAUGCGCCACAAGCACCGGCUUACGUUGGGCGGAAUCUGCGACUCCUUUGUGGCCCUGUGCUUGGCCCGCCAGGAUCGAUCGCCAUGCUCCCUGCCGGAGGCUAUAUCCCUGGUCUUUGGCCUACCAAUGGAGGACCUCGUCUGCGAGGAGGUGAUCGGAGCCAGCGAGUCGCGGAGGAACUUCACCACUCGCCCACUGACCCGCAGUCAACUGAGGUACAUGGCCAAGAUGGUCCAGCUGCAGCACUUAAUGCACGAUCGCUUGAUUUACGGCAGCAUUUGCGCCGAGGUGCAACGCAUGUCCUUGGAGUUCAGCCAUAACUACUCGGGCUUCCGAUCCUGCGAUGUGGCCAUCAACAUGGGACCCAGCAGUCGCUUUGGGUUCCACCUCAUAGAUCCCAGCUACAAGAUGAACGACGACCGAGGAAUCACGCUGCCCACGCCCGACGAGAUCGAACGCCAAGAGUUGGAGCACAAAAAAAGUCGCAAGUAACACAGGUCGACCAAAAAAGUCUUUAUAAAUGGAGCACCACGAGAAUAUUGGUUAGAAAUUACCUCAUAGAAAUACGUUCAUCCGUUCGCAUGCUGACAAGCUCAAGGAUUUGCAUGAACUGCUUUUUUAUUUAAUUAAGUUAUUUUUUAUGUACAAGUAGUUCAGCUUACACAAGUUAAAUCAUAAAAAAAAGUAUUCUGUAUUAAUAUUAAUGAAUUUAACUUAGUUACUAAGAAAAAAAGUUGUUUUUUUUAUUUUUAUAUCAUUUUUAAAAAUUCACAAUAAAUUUAUAACAAAAUG